Molecule: messenger RNA, 1364 nt
Organism: Hordeum vulgare subsp. vulgare (domesticated barley)
Lineage: Eukaryota; Viridiplantae; Streptophyta; Magnoliopsida; Poales; Poaceae
Product: ATP synthase subunit gamma, mitochondrial
Exons: 9
Coding region: 169-1149 (326 amino acids)
Biological process (GO): proton motive force-driven ATP synthesis
Molecular function (GO): proton-transporting ATP synthase activity, rotational mechanism
Source: RefSeq, a predicted model, not a curated record
UAAAUGCUAUUUUUCUUUUGAAUGGUAGACGCUCUAUUCUGCCUCUGCCCCAUUUAAAGAGGCGCUUCGCUGCUAUUGUAGGGCUCGUCCGCCGCCGCAACCCCCCUCCCCUCUUUCGCCCAAAGCCUCCGGAUCCGCAAAAGACAGUGAGGAACCAGAACACAGGCGAUGGCGAUGGCGAUGGCUGCCCUAAGACGCGAGGGGCGGCGUGUCCUCCUCUCCACCCCCUCACCGGCAGCCGCCAUGGCUGCGCACUCCCCGGCUGCCUCCCAGUCGCAGAUUGCUCCGCUUGGUGCACGGUCCAUCUCAACACAAAUUGUGAGGAACCGCAUGAAAAGUGUCAAGAACAUCCAAAAGAUUACGAAAGCAAUGAAGAUGGUUGCAGCAUCAAAGCUUCGUGCUGUUCAAACAAGAACUGAGAAUUCACGUGGUCUAUGGCAGCCAUUCACAGCUCUUCUUGGGGAUGCUCCUAGUGUAAAUGUCAAGAAGAAUGUUAUUGUAGCCAUUACAUCUGAUAAGGGUCUCUGUGGUGGUAUCAAUUCUACAUCUGUUAAAGUCAGCAAAGCACUCCAGAAGAUGACUUCUGGUCCAGAGAAAGAAAGCAAGUAUGUCAUAUUAGGAGAAAAGGGGAAAGUUCAACUCAUCCGUGACUCCAGGAAGCAUAUUGAAAUGACAGUAUCUGAGUUGCAGAAGAACCCUAUUAACUACACACAGGUUGCUGUGCUCGCAGAUGAUAUCUUGAAAAAUGUUGAAUAUGAUGCUAUAAGAGUUGUUUUUAACAAGUUUCAGUCUGUCAUUUCAUUUAGGCCUACAUUGGCCACAAUACUGUCCCCAGAGGUUAUGGAGAAAGAAUCGGAAUCUGGUGGGAAGGUUGGUGAGCUGGAUUCGUAUGAAAUUGAAGGAGGUGAAACAAAAUCAGAAAUCCUGCAGAAUCUUACCGAGUUCCAGUUUUCUUGUGUUAUGUAUAAUGCUGUUCUAGAGAAUGCCUGCAGUGAGCUUGGUGCCCGUAUGUCUGCUAUGGACAGCUCCAGCAGAAAUGCCGGUGAAAUGCUUGACCGUCUUACACUGACAUACAACAGGACACGUCAAGCAUCUAUCACUACGGAGCUCACUGAGAUCAUAUCCGGUGCCUCUGCUCUUGAGGGAUGAUGAUGAAACUCUACACCAUCGUCUUUAUUUGUAUGUUCCAAUGAAGGCUACUUCUAAUCUGAAACAGCCUUUUGUUUUCUCCUGUGAGUGGAUCUGAGCGUCAAUAAUUAGCCUGAACACGGGACGGAUAUGCCUUGUUGCGCUAUCAACCUUGUUUCAUUUUGUUCAAAGUGGCAGCAGAUGUCCACUUAUAAUUGGAAGCAUUUUUCCGUUUU